GAAGUAAAGCUAGUUGAAUUAUACUGUGAAAAUGUAGAGUCAUUCUGUGAUCCCGUUCAAGAAAUUUUAAGCAAGUUAGCUUUUAGGGCAGUAGAGAGAGGAAGUAGCUUGUAUGUUGGCAGUUCUUAUAGAGGAUCAACAUUGAUGAAGUAUGGAAAAUUAUUAUCACUUGUAUUUGAAAGAAGUAUGGACCUUCAUCAGCUGGUAGAUCAGCACAAAAUACUAGACUAUACAUUGAACUGGGCUCCAUUUGCAACCUAUGUGAAGCUUUUAUACCACGAGGAGUACUCCAAAUCACUUAGCAGCAACAGUGCAGAUUUGAUGCGAAACUUUGUUGAGGUUCUUAAGCGAGCAAGUGAAGCCUUAUCAAGAGGAAAUGUUUUAGUACAAGAUUUACAAAGAAUCUUGGGAAAAGCAGGCCACUUCAAAUCGAUUGUGAUGGAAAUAAAGGAUCUUCCUAUUAAAGCAGAGUAUUUAAUGGCUUCCCUUCCACUCAGGGAAAAGGAAUUGUUAACUUAUCAGGCAACUUUGAAGACUGUGCAGGACUUUAUGUACAUGUGUACAAGAUUCAAAGGUAAUACAAGAGAUUUGGAAGAUAGAAUCAAAAGAUUUGAAAAACUUGAAAAUGUUAGUCUAAAUAUGCUGUGUAAAGUUGCCUUUCUUGAAGACAUGAAAAAUCAGGAGCAGUAUCAACCAAUGAUUACUGCAUUUGGAAUGGAUGAAACUGUUCUUCAAAUAAUACCACAUAUACUAAAAUGUGGUCAGGGGCUUCUAUUCACAACAUUGUGGGAUAGAAGAGGAAAUGAAUUGGCAAAACAGAAAGGAAAAUCUUUAGAUUUGGAAGAAAUCUUGACAGAAGUUUGGGAACCAACAUACAGAUUUUGGGAUGAUUUGUGUACCAGGCUGAAAAAUGGUGAUUUGAAAUUUUCUGAAUUUGAGAAAUUCUUCAAAACAACAGAUAUGGAAACUCUGAGAAAUGAACUAAUGAAAUUGUGUCAGGAUGGAAAUACUAAAUGGAUUGAUGUUAGAUUGGAUCAACUUGAAAAAUACAGGAAUCUACAGAGUUGUUUAUUUGGUGCAAGAGCUAUAAUGGAAGUGGUCAAGGAAUUUGAAUUGACAGGAAAUUUUAAUCAGAUUUUGGAAAUACUUAAAUUAACUGGCGAUGCUGAUACAAAAAUGAAUACAUUGGAUGACAACAUGAUGAAAACCUGUAAAAUAUUAACAGGAAUUGAUGAAGAAAAAGCUAAAAGUCUGAGAACAUUUAUUUCCUGUAAACCUCUGGUAGUGUGGUUACGAGAAACUAUGCCUUCUGGACUGAAAGAACUUAAAGUGUUUGUUGACCUUGCUAGUAUAUCAGCUGGUGAGGGGGACUAUGAGAUUGAUAAAGUAAACUGUCUUCACUCAGCCACCACUGGAUAUAGUCCACUGAUUUUCAAUCUAGACCAGAAUUGUGAUGCUGCAUUAUUCCUUCAUAGAUGUGAAGAAGUCUGGAAGGAGCUGAAAGCUGACUCCAAACUCCCAAAGAAAUUGGUUGAUACACAAAGACAACUUGACUGGUUGAAGUCAGUAAAACAGACUCAUGGAUCUGUAGAGGUUACCUCCCUUGCACAAGCAGAAGCUAUCAAUACAAAUGGAAUCUACCAAGUGGGAAAUCUAAAGAAAACUGCCACAAUUAAAAACCCUACAUUGGGAGAGGUGUUAGAAUUAAGAGUAACAGAAGCAGAAGGACAGCGUCUACAGAGAAACCAAUACAAGUAUGAACAACUCCAUGACCUGCAGUCACGUCUAAUGUUGGUGGCAGGAAAAGCUGAAAAAGGCAAAGAUGAUGUAGACAGAUUUAUGUUGAUUUUAGACUCAGUAGUUCGACUUGGUAACAUCUACACAAAGCUGGUAGCAGAAGGCUGUGUAUUGUUCUCACAGUGGCAUGUCAAAUUUCUUUGCGACAAAACAAGAAAAGCCUGCGCUUUUAUCAAUUUUGGAUUUGGCGAGGAUAAACACACACUUAAAGGGAGAAUUGACGAAACAAACGAAGAUGUCAGUUCAAUAAUUCCAAAGCUAGCGAAGUUUCUUGAACAGUGUCAUAAAAAGUGGCUAGAUUAUAUUGAUGAAAGGAGGGAAAAAUAUUACUUGUUGAAUUUCUUCACAGUAGACCAAAUGGUCAUUCUUCAACAGGAAUUAGUCAAACUAGGGACGGAAAUUGAACCUUCAGUUCUCAUAUUUCCUAUGUUGUCUGCUGUAAAACAGGGCUGUACAAAGGAAGAUCUUGUGAGAGCUAUGGCUGCUGCUAAACUUGAUGUUGAAAAAUUAGAUUUACAGAGGGAAGAACAGAUGGAAGAAGAAAAUCAAGCUGAAGAAAUGGAUGCAGAGAAUGAAGCAGACGAUGUCAAAAUAGCUAAAUUCUUAGAAGUAAUGACAAAAUCUUAUCCAAUAGAAUUAGUCAGAGAGGCUCUGAAACAUGUUUCUCCAGAUGACAUUGAUGAAGGUUUGGUAUGGUGUAUGGACAAUGAAGAAACCUUUAUACCAGAAGAACAAGAUAGACAAUCACCAGUUCAGACUGAACAAAUGGAGAAAGAGGUGAACUACACUGGCUGGACACAAACUGGACAGUCACUAGCAUCUAUUACUGCAAGCCUUGUCAGCCAGCUUGAUGUUGGGUCAAAGGAGAAUGCAGUUGACAAGUUAGUCAAAACUUUAGAAGACUUGUGGAACACAUUCCUGAGUUCAAUAUCUUCCAGUGUGUCAGAUUAUCUUAGUGUAGAACAUCUUGGGUUGAUUCUGAAUAGACUUGCUGAACAAGAACAAAUGAUUGUAGACAGAACAUUUUUACCCAGCUUCAAGUCAGGAGAACCAAAUCUCAUUAUUUGUCCACAGAGUGAGAUUUACAACACUGUAUUAUCAGUGUACAGCCAUGAAGAUGAUAGACCGUUGCCACAAUCAGAUGAAGUGUUACUCUGUACACCACAAACUACACUCGAUAUGAUAGAAAUAUUUUGGAGGAGAUCUUUGUUUGCUAACAACAGUAAAGUUCAUUGUUUAGUGAAUGCUGACCUAUUGGAUUAUGAUGUGAGUGAUAGAGGGGAGAGAACUCUGGAGAGACUAAUGAAAAAUGCUGAAAGCAAAGGAAUGAAAUAUAGAUUAGUUGUGAUAUGUAGCAGUGAGAAUGAGUACAAGUCCCGUGUAGUAGCAGCUCUAGACAAGUACCAUAGACCACAGUUGCCUAUAGAUGUACCCAAUGUUAGAAAAUAUUUGCUAACAAAGUUGAAGGUUGAGAAGUCAACAACAGGAGUAAGACCAGCAUCAGCUGUAGAUUUUGAAAGGUGUAGUGUUAGAGUUGUAAAAUCAUGGAGAGCUGGGGUUGGAAAGACCUUGUACAAGAAAAGAAUGGUGGCAGACUUGUACAAACUGGUAUCCAACAUUCCAAGAAGAAUGUCCAGCAAUGUCACAAUUCCACUGCAUGAAAAAUCAAUUAAUACAAAUGACAUUAUGGACAUAUUCCUACAAGAGACUUUACCUCCAAGAUGUCAUGAACCUAGGAUAUUCCAUAUUGAUAUUUCCCAUGAGGUGCAAGAAGGUGUAGAUGCUUUCCUGUUCCAGCUAUUAAUUUUAGGAUGUUUGGGACACAGUUCUGGACAUGUAUGGAGAAGGUUAGAUGUGGAUUACUAUAUCAUUGAAUCCAUGCCUCUGCUAGCCAGGAGUACAGAUGCAAAAUUGAAGUGUUUACACCAUUGCCUAGACAUACUUCCACAUGUAAUGUGUAGAUCUCCUCAGGAAAGUCUAGAGAUAUUGACUGAUGCCAGACGACCCCCAGACUAUACAGAUCAUGAUAGACUGUUUGAUGGUAUAGAAUUUAAGAGUCCUACAUUCCAGAGACCAUAUCAGUAUCUUAAGAGAUUGGAUACUAAUUGUAGAUUAGAUGAUGUAAAUGCUAACAUUCCAGAGGAGGACAAGAAACAGUGUCUCAAUACUUUGCUUAGACAUUGUGGUAUAAGAGAUCCUUCAUGGUCAGAAUUGCACCAUUUUGUAAGUUUCUUGAACAAACAGUUACAAGAUUUUGAGGUAUCAGCUUUCUGUGGUUUGGCUGCUGUUGAAGAUUUACCAGGAUUUGCUAAGUUUGUACUCAGAUUCCUCAUUCAAAUGUCAAGAGAUUUCUCCACUAGAUCCUUAAAGGUCAGUGAGGAAUCUCCUAUACAGAUGCUACAGAGACAGGUCUCAGAUGAUGAAGAAGAAAACAAAGAUGAUGACAAUGUUAUCCAACUUUAUCAGAUGAGACGUACAUGGGAAACUAGUCCUCAUCCAUACUUAUUCUUCAACCCAGACCAUCAUAGUAUGACAUUCCUUGGAUUUAACAUAGACAGAAGAACUGGUAACUUGAUAGAUUUACAGACGAAGAAUGUUCUAGAAGAGGGAAUAAUGCAGCAGAACUUGUUUGAUGCACUCAGCAGAAACAGAGUCAAUCUGGCUGAGAACUUUGAUGCCCUCCCUAGACAUGAGAAGAUACUGAAGUUGUGUAAUGUGAUGGGACUGGACAUGGCACAUGACCCCGAUGACACGUAUGAACUGACCACAGAUAAUGUUAAAAAGAUACUGGCUAUUUAUAUGAGAUUCAGAUGUGAUAUACCAGUUAUAAUCAUGGGAGAAACAGGGUGUGGUAAAACUCGUCUGAUAAAGUUUAUGUGUUCGCUGCAACAACCACCAGGUGCUACUGUUGAUAAUAUGAUCUUAAUGAAGGUUCAUGGUGGGACCAAAGUAUCUGAUAUCAAAAGGAAAGUAAGAAAAGCAGAAGAAAUGGCAAGGAAGAAUGCAGCAGAUUACCCAUUCAUGGACACUGUAUUAUUUUUUGAUGAAGCUAACACAACAGAAGCUAUUGGUGUGAUCAAGGAAAUUAUGUGUGAUAGAUCUUUGGAGGGAAAACCAAUCAAACUGCAUGAAAAACUGAAAAUCGUGGCUGCAUGUAAUCCUUAUAGAAAACAUUCUGAUGAACUUAUCAAAAGAUUAGAACAAGCAGGACUUGGUUAUCAUGUCGACGCUGACAAAACAACAGACAAACUAGGUCGUGUUCCAAUGAGACGCUUGGUGUAUAGAGUGCAGCCCUUACCACAGAGCAUGUUACCUUUGGUCUGGGACUUUGGACAACUGAAUACAGAAGUAGAAGAAAUGUACAUCAGGCAGAUGGUCCUAAGAUAUACAAAGAAUCAGAAACUUCCAGCAAUCCAAGGACUGGAGGAUGUGGUCAGUAAAAUAUUGACAGUAUCUCAAGACUUCAUGAGAAAUCAGAAGGAUGAAUGUAGUUUUGUCAGUUUAAGAGAUGUGGAGAGAGUUUUAGAAGUCAUGAGUUGGUUCCAUAGACAAAGUGAAGAUGAUAAUUCAUUGUUCCAAAAAAUGAAUCAAGAUUCAGAUUACUCUGAUGCAGAAUCAGAAGACGAGACCAUGGAAAUGGAACAACCACAACAGAAUAUGGAUGAAGUAACCAGAUCACUGGUACUUGCCCUUGGAGUCUGCUACCAUGCCUGUCUGAAAAACAGAGAAGAAUACAGAGAAACAGUAGCUCAAUAUUUCAGACCACCAUUACAGUUACCAGGAGGUGCUGUCCAAAUUGAAGAGGAAAUAAUAAAAUGCCAGAAAGUAUUUUUAGACAGUGUAGAACUGGCAGAGAAUAUAGCAAAGAACCAAGCCUUGAAAGAGAAUGUUUUUAUGAUGGUAGUCUGCAUAGAAUUAAGGAUCCCUAUGUUUCUAGUUGGUAAACCAGGUAGUUCUAAAUCACUGGCCAAGACAAUAGUAGCAGACGCCAUGCAAGGAAAUGCUGCACAUAAAGCUCUCUUCAAAAACUAUAAACAGGUUCAAAUGAUAUCUUACCAGUGCAGUCCUAUAUCAGUUCCUGAGGGUAUUGUUGGAACAUUUAGACAAUGUGCAGCUUAUCAAAAAGAUAAAAAUCUAGACAGAUUUGUGUCUGUUGUUGUACUUGAUGAAAUUGGUCUGGCUGAAGAUUCACCAAAGAUGCCUCUAAAGACAUUACAUCCAUUGUUAGAAGAUGGCUGUCCAGAUGAUGAAGAUCCAGAGCCGUACAAAAAGGUUGCAUUUAUUGGUAUAUCCAACUGGGCCUUAGACCCUGCCAAGAUGAACAGAGGUAUUCUGGUUCAGAGAGAGGUUCCAGAUAUUACUGAAUUGAGAGAAAGCGCUGAAGGAAUUUGCUCUACCGACAGAGGAGUUUUGAAGUUUAUCAAACCAAUGAUUGUGCCAAUGGCAGACUCAUAUUUGGAACUGUUUGAAGAAGCUUCUAACGAAAUGAGAGAAUUUUUUGGUCUAAGAGACUUUUACAGCUUGUUGAAAAUGUUGUAUGCAUUUGUUUCAAAAUCAAGAAACAAACCAACAUGGCAGCAGUUGAAACAUUCCAUUCUCCGAAACUUUGGUGGAUUAGAAAAGGCUGAUCCUGUUAACAUAUUCUAUGGUAAAUUGUCAGGACUCGUCAAUAAACAUGAAGAGCCAAAUGAAGAUGAUCCAGACUGUACCUCAGCAGGGAUGAUCCAAGCUUGUCUGUCUGGUGCUAAAUCAAGCAGUGAAAGUAGAUACCUGUUACUACUAACAGAGAACUAUGGGGCUCUAACAAUUUUACAGCAGAAAAUUUCCAUGCACAAUGCUGUGGUCAUAUUUGGUAGCAGCUUUCCUAGUGACCAGGAAUACACGCAGGUGUGCAGAAACAUAAACAGAAUCAAAGUAUGUAUGGAGACUGGUAGUACAGUUAUUCUGUUGAAUUUAGAGAAUCUGUAUGAAAGCCUCUAUGAUGCCCUGAACCAGUACUAUGUUCAGUUUGGAGGUGAAAGAUAUGUAGAUUUGGGUCUUGGAACCCACCGAGUCAAAUGCAGAGUGCAUAAAAAUUUCAGGCUGAUUGUAGUUGCAGAGAAACAGAUUGUGUAUGAUAAAUUCCCUAUACCACUAAUUAAUCGAUUAGAAAAGCACUUUUUGUCUUUAAAAACAAUGUUGACACCAUGUCAACUCGAUUUGACAGAAAAACUACAAGAAUGGGCUCAGAAUUUCUGUGAAGCAAAAAUUCCAGCAUACAUGAGGAAAAAGAAGGACAUAAGAAAGAUAGGAGAUGCUUUUAUGGGUUACCAUGCCGAUACUUGUGCAGCCAUUAUAUUACAUGUUUGUCAGGAGAAAAGAUGUAAUGAUGAAGCUAUAUCUCAAAUUGAGAAGGAGAUUCUUUGUGACGCCCAGUCUAUACUUUUAUGGUGUGCCACUCCUGCUGCAGUUUGGCAACUUGAUGAUAAACGAGUGUUCAAUACAUAUUUCACAGAACAACACCAUGACAGCCUAGCUAAUUAUCUUCAUUAUAAGAUGGUGACUAUAAACAAAGGCAGUAUAUAUGCACAGAUUACAACAAAUUCAAAAUUAAUGUCAACGGCAGACAUUGAGAUCCUGUGCAGAUUUAUACCCAUACAGAGACAGAAUGUAACAUUAUUGACACUACAGUCUUUUGAUACAGAACAACAGUUCAACAGAAAAAUCAAAGCAUGUUUUGACCAAACCAAUCGUUCUGAUCUGUUACUUAUUGUACAAUGUGACUGUGGGGACCAGAAUGCUGACCUGAUUGCCUGUGCUAGGUAUACUGUACAAGGAGAGCUACAGCAGAUACCAGGAGAAAUGUCUACAGACAUACAUGUUGUUUUCCUUAUACAGCUUCCUGGAAUAGCUGGAGGAUGCUUCUCUGGAUUCCAGUGUGGAUUAUGGCAAUCUGUCCAUAUAGAUGACCUUCACCCUCCACCAGAAGAAAUCCCAUCAGUUUCAGAAAUGCAUGGUAAAUCUGUUAGUGCAUUAUUAGCCACCACUAAAGAACGACCUUCAGAGGUCAAAAUGGAUGUUAUGGAAGGUGACCAAAUGGAAAGAAUGGAGACAAAUGAGGAGGAAGUUGACCUGAUGGACAUAGAAUUACAAGAAAAAACGUCAGAUAGAAUUUUUACGCCAAAGAGACAGUUUCAUGUUGAUUAUCUGAUAAUGAAAUGUGUACAGCCUGCCCUUGGUAAUGUUAAGGAUCCACCUACAGAUAGUUCCAGGGCUAUAGAAAGGCUUAAGAUUAUUCUGAACAGUUUGCAGAAUGACUAUGGUGAUCUGACAGUUCUAUCAGGGAUUGCCAAACAUCUGACCAGCAUACUGAAAGAGAAAGAACAAGGUCCUACUACAAUGAUGACUAACUGGUUAUCAGCAGAGGCUUCAAAACCAGAGAACAUCAACAGAGCUGGUACUUUCAGGCGAUUUGCAGUUCAGUGUUUGGAGUCCAAAGUUAUACCGCUACUAGCUGGAAUUAUAGCUUUUAUAGACACAAAUAGAAAUCUGGACAUACUAACAUUUAAUGAACAGUGGAAAAUUGACUUGUGGUUGGAAGUCUUCAAUGAUCCAGAAUUGACUCAACUUAGAUACACUUGGAUAGUCUCCCCUUCUCGUCAGCAAGAAUUACAAGAAGUAAUAGUCAAGACAACAUCACUGGAAGGAAAGGUUUUCUCAGCCAUCAUGCCAUUUUCCUGGUUGAUAUUUCAGCAAAUUGAUGAAAUUUUGAGAAAUACUAUGAACACAAAAGAAGUUGGAGAUAGUUGGUUUGAUGUUGUAAUGAAAGCAACAGAAAUAUUCCAGGAAUUACCUCUUGGAAGACUUCUUUCCAGUACAGAAGGAACUUACAUUUAUCCACUCCUAAAAUCCUACAUCCUAGACUUUGUCCACAUGGUUCAUGCUGUCCAGUCUGAAGAGGAAUGCAAUCUUGUCUGUGAGACAGUGAGAAUAGGAUGUAAAAUUCUAAUUGAAGGAGAAUUUGGACGACUAUUGCCAUCUUUGUUGGGAUGCCACAUGACCCAUAUUUUACAUGAUGUUAGAUUUAAGAACUUUUCACAUAUAGUUCAUGUAUGGCCUGGUGUCAGUCGGAAAACAGUAGAAUUCCAGCAGAAAGAAUCAAAUUUUCAUCUGGUUACCGACGAGGAAAUAACAUUGGAUAUUCUGGCACUUCAUAUGUUGAUUGAUCAUCUUGAGCCAAGUAAGGAAUCGUUAAACAAGCCAGAAACCAGAACGAAAUGGUUAAGGCAAGUCUGUGAUUAUAGACCAAUUAUAGAAAGGAUAUUUGGACAUUUUAAUCAAGACACAGAUAGAAGAGAAUUUCACUAUGGUAAAAAAUGUCAGAGAGGAAUCGAACAAGCAAGGUUACAAUGGACCAGAGUGGUUGUUGUCAAGUUAUUUAUAGAACAUGUAUGUACAUCAGGAAAAGAAGAGCUGGAUAUCAGACGUUGUAUGCCAUUAUGGCAGACUUUUAGAGAGGGUGCAGAUAUGAAAGAUAUCAAAUCUUUAGAAAAGAUGGAGAGGUUCUUAAAGCUUUGUCAUAAGGACAUUGUAAAGAAAUGUUUUGGUGACCAAGCAAAAUGUAUAUCCUGUGAAAAUCCUAUAGAAGGGGCACCUGUCAGACUGCCUUGUGAUCAUGUGAUAUGCAGGAAAUGCUUUUAUGACUGUGUCACACUGAAGGAAUUUGAAUGUCCAAGCUGUCAUGAGAAGUUUCCUGGUGAUUUGAAUCCUGAUAAAUCUGAGAAUGUUGGUGAAAUAAGAAAGUACCAGGAUUACAGGACACGAUGUAACAGUUUCUUCAUGGAGGUGGUAUCGCAGCUUUGUUUUGCUGAGGGAACACCUCCGUCACAGGAAGUGAUUGAAAAGCUCUUGUCCUACAUCAUAGGCCACAGUAAAGGGAAGAAGGUAGAAAGAGUGGUGUCAAGAGAACUGACAAUCUUUGAUGAUUCAAUAGACCCAACCCCAGUUGUGCGAUCAUUCUUAUUACAACAGUUGAUGCAAACAAGUGGUCAUGAGAUUGAGAGCCAUCUGUUAGCCUACUUUAACUAUGCUGAUAGAUUAGUAGGAACUACAGGGGACAAACAACACCUUAUUGAAUUAUGUCUUCUAGUUAUGACCUGUAUGGAGGACUCAUUGCAUCAGCAGUAUGCAAACAGAGAGGAUGAAAUUACUAUGGCAACCAAAAUGUUAAGAGAUGCAGUUCAUAAUAUAACGGGUGACAUUGAAUUGUUAGAUAAAAUUGACAAUCUUUCCAAAGUGAGGUUUUCAUUGACGGUUGUUUCUAAAUAUAUACACAAGCUUUAUGGUACAGCACAGAAAUCUAUGCCAGAUCCUACAUUGAGGAAGUUAUUUGACGCUGCUUCUAAACUGUGUGAAGAAUGUAGAUCUCCAUGGCCAAGGAGAUACUUUGUGAAACAGUUGUGUCGGUGUUAUGGAAUAGACAGUUAUCAAACAGUUGUAACAAAAAGUGAAGCAAGCUUCCUUCGAUGGGUCCGUCUGCCAGAAUUAAAAGGAAAUAAGGUAGAAGAAUGCCAUGACAGAUACAUUGUGACUGGUGAUGAAUACAAAGAACUGAGAGAGACCAUUGUUACUGCAGUUCUCAGUGAAAACAGUGAAAAACUAGAACUCUUACUACAGAAACCACCCAACGAAUGGCAGACUAGAAUCAAAUUACUACUGGCUUUACAUAGAGAGAUGACUAUGAAUAAUGUGUAUGGAGGCCAGCCACAAAAAUUCACAGAGAAGGGAAAGGACUUUCUAAAUGAGUUCAUAAUGAACCAUGUGAUUGUUAGAAAUAAGGAAAUAACACAGGGUAUAUUGAAAAAUACCUUAUGGAGAUUACCAGGAAACAUUAUACCUGGAAUGGAAUUAGCUGACCAGAACAUUUCUUGUCUACUGACACAUUUUCUUGUAAUGAUAGUGGAAAUUCCAGGGAAGACAACACUUCUUACCCCACUACACAGAAUAGCUCUGGCCCCUCAAGGCAUGGCUAAUUCCUUUUUUCCUACAAUGCCACAAGAUGAAGUAUCAGAAAUAAAAGAAGCUCUUCUGGCUGCCAGACAGCAGACUGGGGAAAAUCCAGUGUUUUACAGGUGUCCUAAUGGUCAUCCAUAUGUAAUAGGAAAUUGUGGACGCGCUGCAACAGUUGGUAUUUGUAAAGCCUGUGGGAGGGAGAUAGGUGGGGAAGGAUAUCAACUCAGAGCUGGAAAUGAAUUGGACACUGGUCUUGACAGAACUGAGACAGGACACAUAUUAGGAAGAGCAACAAACAUGGGACCUGUGUCUGCCCCAGAGAGAAAAUUACAUAGGUCAUCAUUUGCAGUACUUAGACUGUUAACCCAUAUCUCUAUGUAUGUAGGAGCUAAUGUCAAUCUACUGGCAGUUUGUCAGUCAAUCAAACCAAAUAUUGAGCAAGCAGAUGUCGGUAGAUAUUUGAAAGAACAUAUUGACCUUGACCUAACCUCUGUUCAGAAUGUCCUUGGUAGAAACAAAGAUGAAAUCUUGGUUCUGAUUCAUUUCCUGCUGGCUAGGAUUAUGAAUGAACACACAAUAGCUGUCAUUGGAGAAAAUCAAACUCCAAAUGUUUGUGGAUUACUGGAUAAAGCAUCAAGAUCCAAGUGGGAGGAAGAUUUUGCUAAAAGAUAUAUUGAACCUGUUAUCCAGGACAUGCAGAAUAUCUUGAGAGUGAUUACUGGUAAAAUCUUGAAUGACCAAAGACUUGGAGCUGAUCCACUGCUUCAGAUACUAUAUGAAACUGAUAAACCACAAGAUACAGAGGCCGUUGUGCAAUUCCAUGAUGUUCCUUCAGUUUGGAGAUAUAGGGCUAUGAUAACUGUUAAUCAUCUACAACAACAUCUUGAUGCAGCAACAAUGAAAUUACAUGUUCUAAGAUUAUUCCUCAAGGAGGAACACCACUUGAGAGCUAUUAGAUUUGUCCCUAGUAUUAUAAGGCUGCAAAAAAUGCUGAUACAGAAGUACAACAGAAAAUUAGACAGAGCUGAAGCUACAACACUGACCAUUGCAGAUGUUAAAGUACAGAUGAGACAAGAGAGAAGACUGAAAGAAUUUGGACAUUUAUUGGAAGAUUAUAUUGAAGCUUGGAACUGUGUUAGAGAAUCAUUAGAAACAUAUCGGUGUCCAGCCAAUGAGAUUUUGGUGACAGUUGACAAAGAAUAUUGUAGGAAGGACAUUACAGAGGACACAUCAAUAUCACAUCUGAUACCUACAUAUAAGGAUGCUGGUCUUUGCUCUUAUGCUCUCCUCUUUUUCCUGUUGAAGAAACAAAAUAUCUUCCUAGAUAACUACUGUUCUCAGACCAAGCAAAAAGAGGACAAUCUUCCUAAAGUUCAUGUGAAGGACAUAUCAUCUGCUCACCUGAUUAGUUACCAUCCUGACAAAGAUCUGUUACCCAUGGUGUUAGCAAACUGUAAUUAUUCAUUUGAAGUAGGACAGGGAACCAGAAUAGAUUACAAUGUUACUAACCUUGAGAGACAGUUGAUGGACAGAUUCCUCUUUUCAAAAUCUCUCAUCACCAAAAUCCAUGAGAUAGAGACAAUCACUUAUCGAUCUGAAUCUACUAAUGCUGUGGUCUUCAAAAGUUUAUAUCUGAGAGUUAAACAGGAGAGACUUAACCCAGCAGUUUUGAGUCAGAUAUGUGGAGAAUUACGUCUAAAAUCCUACCCUGAUCUCUGUGAGAGUUUAGACAAGCUAGACAUUGCAAUUAGCUUUUUGAAGUCUGUAGGAUCUGAUCCAGAAAGUUCAUUGAAUGACUUUAUGACAAACACACUGAAGAUGGACAAUCCAUUUCCUAGUCAAAAGGCACAACAAGCGACUAGAUGUAAACAUACUAUGUCACUGUGGAUUACUUUAGCAAUGGAAAGAGCUAAAUUCCUGGCUAAAUACGACAAGAAAGCUUUUGAAGGAAUAUCAGAGAACUUUAAGAAACCAUUAACACAAGAACAGACACAAGGUGUUGAGGAUAUUUUAAACAAAUUACCUAUAGAACUGAUUGAUGUCUUUGUGGAGUUAUUAUUUGAAUGUAUUGUUCUAAAAAUAGACGUCCCACAGAAUAUUGAUGAUGAAGACUAUGUUGAUAUGUCUAAAAUCUGUUUACGUGAUGCACUAAUUGGAUAUCUUGAUGCCUGUCCAUAUGAUGAGGAUUUGACAAUAGAAGAUACUUUAAUGACAGCCAUUGGUCAGUUACCAUCAGAUAAAGAGGAUACCAACAGGAUAUCGACAGCACAGUCUAUAGAAGUCUGGAGUCUAGUCAAUAAAGUCUUUACAAGUAAACAAAGACAAAGACAUUAGAUAGCAAACCAGAGGAAAAAUAUCAAAUAUAUGUGCCAUAGAACAUUUUGAGUGAUCUCAAAUUUUUUGGUAAUUCUCUCAAUGUAAAUGUCUUUGAAUGAAUACAUUGAAUAAGAGAUGAUUUUGACAGGUUUACACUUAAAUGCUACGGUACGAAAUUUUACAACAGCACAAAGUUGAAAUCAUGUUUCUACAUAGCUGGGAUGCACAUGAGCUAUGACAAUAUAUGUAUGCAUAAUAAGUAAAUGAGUAGACCCGGUGUUUUUGUUUUUGUUUGUUUAUUUAUUUUUUCACUUGUUUGAAAUCCUUAGAAUGUGAUAUGAUAAAAAUAUUUCAAAAAAAUGUAAAGAGACCAUUGUGAUAUGCAAAGUAUUUACCAAAGACGCAGGUGCAGAUUCUAGUUGCAAUAAAAAAUAUAUACAGGAUUUUUUUUUAUCAAAUUAAUUAAUGGGACCAGUUAAGAUAUUUUCAUUUGUUUACUGAACAUCAUAAUACUUGUUACUUGGGUAACUGUAAGUUUGUUGAUCUUGUUUUUUUUUUAAUUAUUUGUUCCAUUCUGCACUCGGGUUUCUAUCAUGUUUUGUAAAUAAAAUGAUAUGUAAUAUGUAGGUAUAAGAUUUUUUUAAAGCUUGAAAUUUUGUUUUAAUUCAGUUUCAUAUAUUGUCUUUCAUUAAAUUGUGCAAUUAUUGAUAUAUUUAUAUUCAAAUUGGUUGUCCUUUUUUGUUGUUGUUGAAUAGAAAAAAUGUAUUGCCUUAAUUUUUUAUAAUUUGAAAUUUUGUAGUCAUAUUUUGGUAUGGGCAUGUUAUGAAGGUCUGCCAAUAUGUUGUCUAGUGUGUGUAGAUGUAUUAUUCCAGACAAUGAUAGUUUAAAAAUUGGAAAUCACAAAGUUUUAUAAGAGCAGUACUAAAAUUAAGGACUUAAACCACAUAGGUUAGAAAAAUGGGAAUACAAUGCAUUCAGAUCAUUUAACCUUUAUCAUUGCCCACUGAUGUUUUUUGUAUUGCUGUGUUUUUGAAUAUUUGAAUAUUUCCGUCUGAAAAGUGUGUUUUAAUAAUUUAUUUAAAACACAAAAUGAGCUGUAUUGAUACAUUAAUAAUUCGUGGAUUGUAACAUUCUUUAGUCCUUUUAAAAAUAAGUUAAUUUUAUUAGUAAAUAAGAAUGAUAUUAUUAUCUGGUCACUUCUAUACAAAAAUAUCUCAUUUCAUUAAUUUUGUGAUGACUUCCUGUGUCACAAUUGUCUUAUUUGACCACAAAAAAAAAUGUCAUUUUAAAUAUAGUUUUGCUUAAUUUGAAUAGGAACAAUACAGCAGGUGUUUGAUAAUGACCUGAGUUUCACCUAAGCAGUUUUGGUUUCAACAUCAAGAUAUUUAUUUUAAACAGCUCUUUGUAACAUUAAAUAGAGUUGACCAGUACAUGUAGCAAGAAAACUAAUAUGAGUUUUGGCUGAUUAGAAGUAGAUCAUUUUCUAAAUUUCAUUUAUCUGUUACACAUGUUAUUAUAUAUUAUUUCUGUUGUAUUUUCAAUAGUAUUAUGAACUUUUUGUCUCUUCUUUACUUCUACUUUUCUUUUCUUUUUAAUUUGCUACAGUAUUUAGUAAUAUAAAGUCAAAACAUCUGUCAGUCCUUUUUAAAAUUUGCUGAUGUUUAAUCCGAUCAGAAGGAUUCUUAAUAUAGAAUUAAGUCAAAUUUGUAGUCUGAUUUUGAAAAUUAUGAUUAACAUUAUACAAUUAAAUAAACAAGGAUUCAUA
Mytilus californianus (California mussel) is the source of this 14869-nucleotide messenger RNA. RefSeq names its product E3 ubiquitin-protein ligase rnf213-alpha-like. The transcript is spliced from 78 exons. Gene Ontology annotation, molecular function: ubiquitin-protein transferase activity; ATP hydrolysis activity. NCBI's taxonomy places the organism in Eukaryota, Metazoa, Mollusca, Bivalvia, Mytilida, Mytilidae. The coding region runs from base 145 to 13122 and encodes 4325 amino acids. The record is from RefSeq and is a predicted model, not a curated record.